AUGGUUCUUCUCCACAAAAGCGUCGUCUUUUUCAAACGAUUCUCGACCUCGACGACUCCAUCGACAUCCUCUGCUUCCGACUGGAAAACCCAAUUGAACUUAUCCCGAUUAGCCACCGAAAUCUCUUCAAUCCUCUUACAACGUCGCAACUGGACACUUCAUCUCAAACACGUCAAACCCAAACUCCCAAGGUCAACACUUUCACCGCCGAUUUUCCUCCAGAUCCUCCGCGAAACUCGAAAAUCUCCUGAAACCGCUCUCGAUUUCUUCGACUGGGCUCAAACCCAUCUCCGGUUCGAGCCGGAUCUUAAAUCCCAUUGCCGAGUAAUCGAAGUUGCUACCGAAUCAGGUCUCUUGGAACGAGCAGAAACACUCUUGCGUCCUCUGCUUGAAACCCAUUCAGCGUCUAUGAUCGUAGGAUCGAUGCAACGGUGGUUUGAAGGUGAAGUCUCACUCUCUAUCUCGCUUAGCUUAGUUCUUGAGUGUUAUGCUUUAAAGGGUAGUCACCAAAACGGCUUGGAAGUGUUUGGCUUUAUGAGAAGUUUGAGACUUUCACCUUCGCUUCGUGCUUAUAACUCUCUUCUUGACUCUCUGGUUAAAGAGAAUCACUUUAGAAUGGCUUUGUGUUUGUACAGUGCCAUGGUUCGGGACCGUGUUGUCUCCGAUGGAUUAACUUGGGAUUUGGUAGCUCAGAUUUUGUGUGAGCUUGGAAAAUCAAAGAGUGUUGUUAAAUUGAUGGAAACAGUUGUUGAAAGCUGCAAGAUUUACACUAAUCUUGUGGAAUGUUACAGCAGAAAUAAGGAAUUCGAUGAUGUGUUUAGUGUGAUUCAUGAGAUGGAUGAGAAGAAACUGGAGCUGAGUUUCUCUUCUUACGGUUGUGUGUUGGACGAUGCUUGUAGAUUAGGAGAUGCUGAGUUGAUAGAUAAGGUUCUUGGUUUAAUGGUGGAGAAAAAGUUUCUUGCUUUAGAUGAUUCGUCUGUGAAUGAUCAAGUCAUCGAAAGGCUUUGCGUUAUGGGGAAAACAUUUGCCUCUGAGAUGCUUUUCCGUAGAGCAGUGAGACUGCGAGAUGUGACAUACGGUUGUGUGUUGAAAGCAAUGUCUAGAGAAGGAAGAACAAAAGAAGCUGUCGAUGUGUAUCGGUUGAUUUGCCGGAAAGGGAUUACGUUGCUUGAUGAGAGUUGUUAUGAAGAAUUUGCGAAUGCUCUUUGCAGAGAUGAUGAUAGUAGCUCAGAGGAAGAAGAGGAAUUGCUUGUAAAUGUAAUAAAGCGAGGUUUUGUUCCUUGUACGAAAAAGUUAUCAGAAGUUUUAGCAUCAAUGUGUAGGAAAAGAAGAUGGAAUCAAGCGGAGAAGCUUCUUGAUUCGGUUAUGGAAAUGGAAGUUUACUUCGAUUCGUUCUCUUGCGGGUUGUUGAUGGAACGUUACUGCAGAAGCGGGAAGUUGGAGAAAGCGAUGGCUUUACAUGAGAAGAUAAAGAAGAUGAGAGGAAGUUUGGAUGUGAAUGCUUACAAUGCGGUUCUUGAUCGGCUAAUGAUGAGGGAAAGAAAGAUGGUGGAAGAAGCGGUUGGAGUGUUUGAGUACAUGAAAGAGAUGGAUGCAGUGAACAGCAAGAGUUUUGUUAUCAUGGUUCAUGGGUUGUGUCGUGUGAAGGUGAUGAAGAAAGCUAUGAGAUGUCAUGAUGAAAUGUUGAGAUUGGGGUUGAAACCUGACUUAGUAACCUAUAAACGUCUUAUAUCAUGUUUCAAAUAG
Microthlaspi erraticum is the source of this 1746-nucleotide messenger RNA. The record is from the annotation of a GenBank genome assembly. Lineage: Eukaryota; Viridiplantae; Streptophyta; Magnoliopsida; Brassicales; Brassicaceae.